AUGGUGGCCCAGGCAGGGGCCGAACCUGCAAUCUUCUGAUUAGAAGUCAGAAGAAGUCAGACUGCGAUCAUCUUCCACUCACCAAAACGGAAUUACUCGAACGCUGGAGAUUGGACAAAACGGUACACACAACUUCUUCGAGAUCGCGGAGACAUCGGACACCGACAAACGAAGACGACGGUGUUCAAACCGAAAGUCAACGAUGUCGUCCUCAUCGAACAGGAAGACGCCCCCAUCCACAUGUGGCCGAUGGCUCGGAUCACUGAAGUCAAGAGUCGCUCAGCCCAAGUGAUCAACGGACGAACCCGGCGGAAGCAGGAAUACCCCCAUAAACGAUUGUUUUUCCUGGAAGCCGACCCGACACGUGAGAAACGAGAGCACUACGGAGUCACGCCCCAAAACAAGCAAUGCUCCGAAUUCACCGGAAACGAAAACGUCGCCUCCAGGGCCGGGAGACCAGGAACUGCAGGCGGAGUCCGUCAGGAAGGAGGCGCCAACGAGGCACCGCCGCAGAGCUCUUGCGCCUACGGCUUGCUUGGCUCGAAGGGCGCGAACCCGGGAGUUGUGGAUCCGAUACAGGGAGCUCCUCUUGCAGUCGGGAGUGUCACGAAUGACGUGAAGAGGAGAGAAGAUGAAAAGCAAGAUAAGCACACGCUAUAA
This is a messenger RNA of Caenorhabditis bovis, 660 nucleotides long. Lineage: Eukaryota; Metazoa; Nematoda; Chromadorea; Rhabditida; Rhabditidae. The record is from the annotation of a GenBank genome assembly.